Linum tenue is the source of this 1851-nucleotide messenger RNA. NCBI's taxonomy places the organism in Eukaryota, Viridiplantae, Streptophyta, Magnoliopsida, Malpighiales, Linaceae. The record is from the annotation of a GenBank genome assembly.
AUGGGUGCCUUUUCAAUGGGUUCAGCUUUCUAUUCCAAGUCAGGGCUGAUGAUAAUGGUGGCGUUUAUGUUAAUGGCGGGCUCUUUUUACUUUGGCACUCUUUUGGGAAGCAAUGCGCCAAUUUAUGUCUCUCAGCUCACCUCCAAUUCCUCUUCCUCCUCGUCUAUCUCUGUCACUGGUGCGCUUUCUCUCUGCUUAGAUUAAUUUUCUGGUCUUGCAGGAAGCUCCACAUUUACUAACAAAGUUGCUCUUGCGUACCGAGAAACGCCAUUGACAAUUCCAGAAAGUGGGGUGAAUGUUUGCCCACUGAAGUUCAACGAAUACAUACCAUGCCAUGACAUUGCCUACGUUCACACUUUGCUCCGAAGCUUGAAUGUUUCCAGAAGAGAGGAACUUGAACGACAUUGCCCUCCACCUGAGAAGCGGUUAUUCUGCUUAGUACCACCACCAGAAGACUAUAGGUUACCUAUAAAAUGGCCAAUCAGUCGAGAUUAUGUAUGGCGAAGCAAUGUAAAUCAUACGCAUCUUGCUGAGGUGAAAGGAGGACAGAAUUGGGUUCAUGAGAAGGAUCAGCUCUGGUGGUUUCCUGGUGGUGGCACUCAUUUCAAGCAUGGUGCACCUGAGUAUAUACAGAGGUUAGGAAAUAUGACCACUAAUGAAACGGGCGAUCUACGUUCUGCUGGAGUUUUCCAAGUUCUGGAUGUUGGCUGUGGUGUUGCCAGCUUCUCAGCUUAUCUCCUCCCUCUAGAUAUUCAUACCAUGUCAUUUGCACCCAAAGAUGGUCACGAGAAUCAGAUCCAAUUUGCUCUAGAGAGAGGAAUUGGUGCCAUGAUAUCUGCCAUAGCUACAAAGCAACUGCCAUAUCCACCUAAUUCUUUUGAGAUGGUUCAUUGUUCCAGAUGCCGUGUUGAUUGGCACGAGAAUGAUGGCAUCUUACUGAAAGAAGUUAAUCGUAUUCUGCGCUACAAUGGAUAUUUUAUCUAUUCAGCUCCACCUGCAUACAGAAAGGAUAAGGAUUUCCCAAUGAUCUGGGAUAAGUUGGUGAGUCUGACAUCAGCAAUGUGCUGGAAGCUCAUAGCUCGAAAAGUUCAGACCGCUGUAUGGACUAAACAGGAAGAUGAUGCUUGCCUCCUGCAAAAUGCUGAGGCCAAACUCAUAGAUAUCUGUGAUUCAGUUGAUAGUUUAAAAUCUUCAUGGAACACACCAUUAAGAAGCUGUGUAACGACCCGAGCAUCAAUGGAUUCACAACCAUUACCUCCUAGGCCGCAACGUCUUUCGGUUUAUUCACAGAGUCUUAGCAGAAUCGGUAUUAGCAUCGAAGAAUUCACAGAAGAUUCCCAGUUUUGGCAAGAUCAAAUCCGUAAUUAUUGGAAGCUGAUGAAGGUGCAGGGGACAGAGAUAAGAAACAUCAUGGAUAUGAAUGCAUAUCUAGGCGGAUUCUCUGCCACUUUAAGCAAAAGGCCUGUUUGGGUGAUGAAUGUAGUCCCUAUGACUAUGAAUAAUACUCUUUCAGCAAUAUAUGACCGUGGAUUAUUGGGUGUCUUCCAUGACUGGUGCGAGCCAUUCUCCACGUAUCCACGUACAUAUGAUUUACUGCAUGCGGACCAUCUACUCAGUCACUAUAAGAACCACGGAGAAAGCUGCAGAGUAGAAGAUAUAAUGCUGGAGAUGGAUCGUAUGUUACGCCCUCAGGGAUAUGUGAUUGUUAGGGACGACGAAUCAGUCACAUUGAGGAUACGCGAUUUGGCUCCAAAGUUUUUGUGGGAAGUCAAAUCGCACAGUCUACAGAACAAGGCGAAGAAGGAUGAAACUGUGCUGAUCUGCAGGAAGAAGUUUUGGUCGAUUGUUUGA